Messenger RNA from Labeo rohita (rohu), 8557 nucleotides. RefSeq names its product centromere protein E (gene cenpe). The record is from RefSeq and is a predicted model, not a curated record. Gene Ontology annotation, biological process: microtubule-based movement; mitotic cell cycle. Lineage: Eukaryota; Metazoa; Chordata; Actinopteri; Cypriniformes; Cyprinidae. Gene Ontology annotation, molecular function: plus-end-directed microtubule motor activity; ATP binding; microtubule binding. The transcript has 57 exons. Gene Ontology annotation, cellular component: microtubule. The coding region runs from base 59 to 8215 and encodes 2718 amino acids.
GUUCAGUUACAGUCAGUCAGUCAGUCCGGGUCGUCAGUGUAGCUUUAAUGGAGUAAAAAUGACGGAAGAAUCCGCAGUAAAAGUGUGUGUUAGGGUCAGACCUCUUAUUAAAAGAGAGGAGUCUGAGAGUUCAGAGCCAGUGCAGCUCUACUGGAGAGCCGACAGACAGGCCAUCCAUCAGCUGGAUGAUGAUGGAGCUCAAACCAAGAGCUACAGCUUCGACCGUGUGUUCAGUGCUGAAGAGACCACCGCUCAGCUCUACCAAGACAUCGCGAAACCGCUCGUCGUGUCAGCCGUUGAAGGCUAUAAUGGCACGAUAUUUGCCUACGGACAGACAUCUUCUGGAAAGACCUUCACCAUGAUGGGAAGUGAGCAUAACUCUGGAGUGAUUCCUCUCGCCAUGGCAGAUGUCUUCAAAACUAUUAAAAAUUGUCCAAAGAAGGAGUUUCUCCUGCGUGUCAGCUAUAUGGAAAUCUACAAUGAAACGGUCACAGAUUUGCUCUGCGACAGCUGGAAAAGGAAACCCCUGGAAAUUCGUGAAGGAAACUACAAAAAUGUGUAUGUGGCUGAUCUGACAGAGGAGCUGGUGACAUCUCCGGAACAAGCCCUGUCCUGGAUCACCAAAGGAGAAAAAAACCGACAUUAUGGAAAAACCAAAAUGAACCAGCGUAGCAGCCGCUCUCACACUAUCUUCCGCAUGAUCUUGGAGAGCCGGGAGAGAAGUGACCCAGCGUCUGGUGAAAAUGCUGAUGGAGCCAUCAUAGUGUCACACCUGAAUCUGGUGGAUCUUGCUGGUGCUGAACGAGCGAGUCAAACGGGGGCUGAGGGAGCCCGCUUUAAAGAAGGGUGCAACAUAAACCGCAGUUUGUUCACACUGGGUCAAGUCAUUAAGAAAUUAUCUGAUGAGAGUCAGAAGGGCUUCUUGAAUUACAGAGACAGUAAACUCACUCGAAUCCUUCAGAACUCUUUGGGUGGCAAUGCCAAAACUGUCAUUAUUUGCACCAUCACCCCAGCCACUGUUGACGAGACCGUCAGCACCUUACAGUUUGCUAGCGCUGCAAAGCGCAUGAAGAACGACCCUCACGUCACAGAGGUCUCUGAUGAAGGCGCUCUCUUGAGAAGAUACCGCAACGAGAUCGUUGAUCUCAAACGGCGUCUGCAAGAGGUUUCCUCUGUCACACAAACAACUGCGACCGAGCGAGAGUCGCUGUGUCAGCUUCUGCAGGAGAAAGACCAGCUCCAGAGAGAGCAGGAGGACAGGAUCAAGAAUUUAACCAAGCUGCUAGUUACUGCCUCAAAUGUCGCCCUAGUCCCUAAGGUUCCUAAGAGGAGAGUGACGUGGGGAGGGAAACUGUUGAGAUCUGCUCAUCUCCUCAAUGAAGAUCUUGCCUCGUCGGAAAUGAGCUUUGCAGAGCCGUACAUCAAAAAGAGAAGAGCUGACUUCUCUCUGGCAGAUGUGGGAGAGGAUAUGGAUGAGUUUGACAGUCGCUUUGAUUUCACUGCUCUGGAUGAACCCAACAUGGACAUGGAGAUGAGCAGCAUCACUGUCCGCAGCUCCUCUGAAGGGAGUCAGUUCUUGGACUCCCCCCGAGCGAGUGAGCUGACGGUGAAGGUGGCAUCUCUAGAGCAUCAGCUGGAGGCAGAGACUCGGAGUAAACAGAAAGCAGAGGAGAUGAGCGCUGAACUCCAGCUGAAGAUCUCUGAGCUGCAGAAGAAGCUGGAGGAUCAAGCCGCACCUUCAGAGGAAGAGAAGACCGUCUCUGAGCUGGAGAAACAGAUGGAGGCACUGCAGAGUCAACUGGAGACGGAGGUUCAGGAGAGACAGAAGGCUGAGGAGAGAAAUUCCUCACUGGAACUGAAGGUGGCAGAGCUGGAGAAACCUUCAGAAGCUCUCCUGCGCGCUCAGCACAUGUGCGAACAGCUGAGAAAAGAUCUGGAAGAGGCCAUUCAGCUCUGCGAGACUGUCGGAUUUGAGAAGGAUGCUGUCAUUGCUGAGCGAGACCUGAUCAAACACACGCUUCAGCUGGUGAAUGAAGAUCUGGAGAGUCUGAAGGCAGAGAAAGACUCACUUCAGAAAGAUAAAGAUGCUCUGCAGAAGGACAUUGAUGAGAGGAAAGAUGCAGAUGAGUUUGAGAAACUGGAGCAGGAGAGCAAAAGAGAGUAUGAGAGAGAACUGGAGGCUGAAAACUCCAAACUGCAGCAGGAGUUAAAACAAUCAGAAGACAUGAUCCAGAAACUGAAGGCUGAGCUGGUGACAAUGUCAUCAGAGCUUCAGAAGAAGACAGACCUGAACACUGAGCUACAGAGUUUUAGUGACAAGGAUCUUGUCCAGGAAGUGACACGGCUUCGGCGUUCUCUUGAUGAUGCCGAGUGUCUCAGUUUGGAGACCAAGAAAGAAUGGGCCUUCCUGCGGAGCGAGAACAUUUCGCUUAAAGAGAGAGACGUAACCCUGACUACAGACCAUGAGAAGAUGGAAGCUGAGGUGAAGAUGCUUCAGGACAAGCUGGAGCAGGAGAAGUCUCGCUUUAAGAAGAUGCAAACGGAUCUUCAAAAAGAACUAAUGUGUGCCUUCGAUGAGAACACCAAACUGACUUCUCUGCUAGAUGGAAAAGUGCCAAAAAAUCUGACAGAUAAUCUUACGUUGGAGAAAACUGUAUCUGACUUGCGUAAGGAGCUUGAUCAGAGCCACGAGAGGGAGCAGUGUCUUCAGAGUAAGAUGGAAGUGUUGGAGACCCUUCCUGUCAAAGUGGAUGAGCUACAGAAACAUGUGUGCGGUCUGUCAGAAGAGCUGUGUUCUGUUAGAGAGGAGAGAGACGCUUUGAUAUCCGCUCAGUCCAGUUUGAACGAAGAUCACCGGAGACUGAAAGACGAGACGUCUACAGCUCAGGAUCAGCUGCUGAAGAUGGAGAGCGAUCUGGUUGACGCUCAGCUGAAGGAAGCAGAACUGAUCCAACAGCUCACAGAGACGUCAGAACGGCUCCAGAGCAUCCAGACGGAUCUCCAGCACGUCACGCAGGAGAACAGCACACUGCUCGCGUCAUUAGAAGAGGCCACGCAGAAGUCGGGGCAGUUGAGCGCAGAGCUGGAGUCUGUUUGCGCUGAGAGAGAUGUGCUUCUGUCUGAGAAGAUGGAGGAAGUUCAGAGCGACCCGGAUGAGAUGGAGAAGCUACGACACGCUAUCAGCUCGAUAACUGAAGAGCGAGAGCAGCUCCAGGAGAUUCUGCAGGGCCUGAGAGACGAGAGAGACCAGCUCAAGAGGGACAUGGAGGAAAAUGUGGAGAUGAUGAUUGAGACUCAAGCAGAGCUGAGAGAGGCUCAGGAGAAGGUGAAGGAACUUCAGGGAAAACUUCACAACCUGGAAUCACAGAGAGUUCAGAUGGUCGACCAACAUGAGGACCAGAAGAACGGUGAAGAUGGACAGCUGGAUACACUACAAGAUCAGAUAAAGCAGCUGACAGAAGAGCUCAGCGCUGCUGUUGGUGAGAACGAGCGUCUGCUGUCUGAGAGAUCGGACCAUCAUGAGCAGUCAGACGUGAUGGAGAAGAUGAAAGCAGAUGUCACAGCUUUAACAGAAGAGAGAGAUCAGCUUCAGGAGAGACUACAGCAGCUUGAAAAAGACGAUGUUCAGAUGAAAGCACAUCUGGAAGAGAAAAAUGAUAUGAUUCUGCAGAUUCAGUCCGAGUUGCAAGAACAGCAGCAGCGUUUGAACCAAGAACAACCAGAUUCCAGUGAGGAGAACAACGCUCAGAUACAGCAGAUCCAGACACUAAAGGAAGAGCUUGAGACUUUAUUAGAGCAGAGAAACCAGCUGACAUUAAACCUUCAAGAGGCAUCUCAACAGGUGUGCGGUCUGUCAGAAGAGCUGCGUUGUGUUAGAGAGGAGAGAGACGCUUUGAUAUCUGCUCAGUCCAGUUUGAACGAAGAUCAUCAGAGGCUGAAAGACGAGACGUCUACAGCUCAGGAUCAGCUGCUGAAGAUGGAGAGCGAUCUGGUUGACGCUCAGCUGAAGGAAGCAGAACUGAUCCAACAGCUCACAGAGACGUCAGAACGGCUCCAGAGCAUCCAGACGGAUCUCCAGCACGUCACGCAGGAGAACAGCACACUGCUCGCGUCAUUAGAAGAGGCCACGCAGAAGUCGGGGCAGUUGAGCGCAGAGCUGGAGUCUGUUUGUGCCGAGAGAGACGUGCUUCUGUCUGAGAAGAUGGAGGAAGUUCAAAGCAACCCGGAUGAGAUGGAGAAGCUGCGACACGCUAUCAGCUCAAUAACUGAAGAGCGAGAGCAGCUCCAGGAGAUUCUGCAGGGCCUGAGAGAUGAGAGAGACCAGCUCAAGAGGGACCUUGAAGACACUAAUGGGAUGCUUAUGCAGGUUCAGCAGGAACGCAGCGGCCCACAACCAGAGACACAGCAUGAUGAACUCCUCCAGCAGAUGCAGCAGCUUAAAGAGGAGCUGGACGCUGUGAAUGAGGAGAAGAACCAGUUAAAAUCUGAUCUACAGGAGAAUGUCGAAAUGAUGAUUGAAAAUCAAGAGGAGUUGAGAGGAGCUCUUGAGAAGGUAAAAGAUCUUCAGAACACCGUUCAAGAGCUGGAGUCUCAGCGAACGCUCUUGGAGUCUAAAAUGCAGGACUCUGAAAACACAUCACAGCAGCUGCAGGAGCUUCAGGAUCAGGUAAAGCAGCUGAGAGAGGAGUUAGAGAGCGUGUGCUGUGAGCGAGAGCGUCUGCUGUCUGAGCGCUCCAUGAACACACUCAAUGACACUGACGUGAUGGAGCAGAUGAAGGCCAACAUCAGCGCUCUGACGGAGGAGCGAGACCAGCUCCAGCAGAUGCUGCAGGGCCUCAGAGACGAGGUGGAGCAGCUGAGGAGAGAACAGCAGGAUGGAGACCAGACGAUAGUCCAGUUGAGGUCAGAGCUCAAGUCCGUCUGUGCCGAGAGAGACAGUGCAUCGUCUGAAAGAACCAGAGACAUGGAGGAGAUGAGCUCCAGAAUGAGUGCUGUGACUGAGGAGCGAGAUCAGCUCCUGGAGACUCUACAGCGGCUCACAGAUGAGAGCGAGCAGUUCAAGAGAGAACAGCAGCAACAGGACGAGAUGCUGGUCCAAGUUCGUGAGCAGCUCCAGACGGCCUGUGCCGAGAGAGACCAUCUGCUGUCUGAGAAGAACAAGAGCGAUCUGGAGAACACGCUUCUAGAGGAAGUGCAGACCAGCCUAGCCUCUGUCACUGAGGAGAGAGAGCAGCUCCUGGAGAUCCUGAAGGUCAACAGAGAGGAGAAGAACCAGUUGAGGAGAGACCUGGAGGAGAAGGAAGAGACUUUGCUGCAGCUACAAGAAGAGCUUCUGUCGUCUUCUGCAGAGAAGGAUCGGCUGCAUUCUGAAAGAACCGAAAAGCAGCAGGAGAAGCUAGCAGAGCUGAAGACGGCUGAAGCUAACAUCACCGCUCUGACUGAAGAGAGAGACCGGCUGCUGGAGACACUGAAGGGUGUGAGAGACGAGAGAGAGCAGCUGAAGAGAGACCAGCUGGAAAAGAGCGAGAUGAUGGUGCAGUUGAGACUGGAGCUGCAGUCAGUUUGUGCCGAGAGAGAUCGCCUGAUGGCAGAGAGAGAUUCUGCAUGCAACCAGUCCAGCUCGUCCACCAGCAUGACAUGUCUGAGUGAGGGAGGAGACCUUCAAGAGAUCCUGCAGGGUGUUCGAGAGCUGAUCCAAGUCCAAGGAGAGCUCAAACAGAAGAAACAUCAAGUGUCUGGUCAGAUGAGUCCAACAGAGAAGCAGAAAGCCCAGCUUGAGCAGAUUCAAGCUCUCAGUGAGGAGAUGGAGUCUCUGAGGAGUCAGAGGGUGGUGCUCAGGAAAGACCUUCAGGAGGCGGCUGCGACUUCUAAAAUGUAUCAGGAUUUGCUGCACGUUACUAAGGAGGAACUGAAGCAACAGCAGAAAGAGAACACAGAACUGAUGGAGCAGAGUGCUGUGAAAGAAGCUCAGCUUCAGCAGCAGCUGAGUCAGAUGAGUGAAGAUCUCUCAGCUUUACGAGACCAGCACAACACAGACAUCCGAAACCUCCAAUCAAACCUCACCUCACUUACAAAAGAGAAGGAUGAACUCCAGAACAUGCUGAAGAGAACCAGAGAGGAGGGAGAACAACUGAGACGGGAUCUUCAGAAGAGUGAGGAGACGAGAAACCAGCUGACAGAGGAGCUCGAGUCUCUCCUGGGCAUGAAGGAUCAGCUGGAGAAUGAUAAAACCCAUGCUGAGCACGUCCUUGAGUCUUUAAGAGACGUCACGAAAGAGAGGGAUCAGCUCAAACGAGAACUAGAGGGAAAGAUAGAGAAGCUGACGCACAUUGAAUCAAAAGCAGAGCAGCUGGAAAAGCAGAAGAUCCUGCUGGAAUCUGAAGUCCAUUCCCUUAGUCAGUCUCUCAUUGAGGUGAACUGCAGCGUGUCUUCUGAUCAGAGUAACCUACAGUCCAAACACACAUCUGCACAUCUGAUUCCUGAGAUUGACGCGUCUACUGAGAAGCUCCAGGCGGCCUUUGCGAAGCUCCAGCUCAUCAUCGACCGUCCCACUGAUGCUUUAGUCGAAGUGAACCGUGACGAAUGGGCCGUGAUCUAUCAGCUGGUGCGGUUCAUUCCAAAGGAGCAGAGAACAGUCCACUAUAUACACACGAAGAAAACAACCAGACUGAACCACGUGCUGAUCAAGAUUGCGGAGACAUACAGGAGACUGGCACAGCGCUACAAGACGCACUUUGAGACGGAGGUGCAGCGUGACGUGGCCUCGUUCGAGGAGUCUCGACUGCAGGACCUCCUCAUGCUCACGGCUCAGUCUCCGUCACGGGCUUUCCGAGCGCUCCAGGAUGACUUCCAGCAGGUCUGGGAUCAGAGACUGACACAUCUGUUGGAAAGACGGCAGCAGUACCUGCAGACGCUGGAGGCUGGUCUAAGGUUUCUGGAGGACGGUUUAGCCAAACACGCAGUGAUGGUGUCAGAGGAGCAUCAGCACAGAACCCGUGAGCUGGAGCAGCUCAGAUGUCUGCUGGGAUCUCCUCAGACCGCUGCUAUCGUACAGCUGCACGAGAGACAAAUCACUCGCCGCACCAAAGCGACCGACCAUCUGAACACGUUUUAUUUUGCUCUGUUGGAUCAAUGUGAGACUGCAGCCUCACCCCUCAGGUCGGCCUCUGCCGAGUCUGAGCAGCGGCUGGAGGAUCAGAGAAGAGAGACUUUAACUCUGCUUCAAGGCCAACACGGCACCCUGCCCAAAACUGAGGCUGAGCUUCUGCAGGACUAUCAGCGCGUGUCACUGCAGCUGCAGCAGACACAGAAACAGAUGGAGGAGAUUCAGGCGCAGAUGAAGGAACUGAAGGUCCAAGCUGACACCUCAAAUCUUCAGCUCCAGGAGCUCAGUGUCCAGCUGAAGGAGAAGGAAGUCCUCAUUCAGAGCUUGCGAGACAAACUUAAACAGUCAGAGAUUCUGGCUAAGAGGAGCAUGACACCAGAAGCUGCUGAAUUCGCCGCCCUGAAAGACAAACUUGUCAAAAUGGAGCUGGAUCACAUCGCAGUCACCACAAGACAUGAGAAGGAAGUCGCACAGAUGACCUCCAUGUUGGAGCACAGAGCCGACGUCAUCCGCAAGCUGAAAGAGACUCUGAGGCAAAUGCAACAGGACGAUGAACAGUCAUUCGCAGACACCGAUGACUUCGACCUUAAAUUGGGCACAAACAGCAGAGCGGUCACAUCCGUCAAAGAGAAGAAAAUGGAGGAGCUGCAGAAGAAGAACGCUCAGUUUGAGAGUCUGGUGAGCAAGCAGCAGGAGGAGAUCAACAAAUGGAAGCGUCGAGCGUACAAGAUGAAGGAGAGCAAGCGUGACGCUCCGUGCACCCCAACCAAACGGCAUCCUCCUCUGACCGAGACCGAAGUCAACUCGCCGAAGAAGGCGUUCCUGGACUCCCCGAAGAGCAAGUUCUUCGACGUGCGCUCCAGCGUUCCCAUCACCCUCAACCAUCCCACACAGUUCUUCGAUAACUCCAGUCUGGGGACGGUGUCAGAGGUUUCCUGUACGCCGGCCGAGCCCGUCGUGGAGUUCUCAGACAGUGAUGAAGAGGAUUCCAGCUCCAGCGCAGCUCAUGCAUCAAAUGCAGCAGCAGUGGACGACUGGUGGCAGAUUCCUAACGCUUCACCGGCAAAGGCCGACGCCACCGCCAAUGCUAACGCCUGCCCUACACAGUGAUCGUGGAGCCGUUCAGCCGUUUCUCUCUCUCUGUCUGUGUAGGAAAGUUAAUUUGAGACACGAGUCCUUGGAGUGCAAUCUUUCAGCAGCUGAUGGUGCAGAGCGUUAAACGUGUCCGGAGAUAACGGCAUCUUCUGAACUCAUCCACCAUCUGUCCUGCUGUGGAAAAUCAGCUUUAUGAUGCAGCAGACUGAUGCUGAUCUUCACAGCUGGAGCUGAAACACACUGAACGUCCAGUGAGCACUAACUAAUAGAUUCUACUCUUCUGCUGUUUGUUUGUGUUUUUCUUGUUGUCCUUUUUCCUGGUUUUAAUGUUUAAUGUAAAUAAAGUCUGUUUUUAAA